AUGGCCACCCCAGACGAUGCUGACAACGGCCUCCAACCCAGCUUGCAACCUGUCGGUCGCCCAUUAGACCUCGUCCCCGUCCAGCUCAAGGAGGCUGCUCUCGACUCGCCCACCUUCCGUGCCAUCGCCGUCCACUAUGCCAACCAGGUCGAGUCUAUCGAGAAAUGGCUCCGCGAUUAUGUCAAGCAAUCCCAAAAGUUUGCCGACCGCUUCGCCAGCAUCCAAAAAGACUUUGACAACUUUGAUCAUUUCCCACCUCCCCCUCCAGUGAACCUCAGCCAGGCUGCCCUAGACCAUGACUACACCUUGCUGGCCAUUACCCGCUACAGCCAAAACACUACCCAGUACCUGCGUUGGGUCUUUAAUAAUGUUGCUCGCUCACGUCAGACCCUGAUCGAACCUCUGUUGCGCUUCAUCGACGGUGCUGACAGCCCUCUUCGCCAAUUCAACCAAGCUCGCAAGGCUCUGGAACGAACCCAGGCCAUAUUCGACGCUGAAAUGACCAGGUAUCUCGCUCAAGCAAAGACAAAGGAGGCUUCAUCCUUGCGUGAGGACGCCUUCAAGCUUCACGAGGACCGCAAGGCCUAUCUCCGAGCUUCCAUGGACUAUUGUAUCAUGGCCCCGAAUCUUCGCAACUCGCUCGACCAACUGCUAAUCAAGGUCUUCUCCGAUCGCUGGAAGGACUUUCGUGGUUACCGCGACGCCACCUCUGCCAACUUUCAGAAAUGGGGCUCGGAAUUGGAGCGUAUCAGGGGUUGGAGUAAAGUCAUGCACGAGUCCGAGUCAGCUUUCAAGCGUGAGUUGAUGCUGGCACGUCGUCAGCUUGAAGAUUCAGCCGAGACCAAAGCUCGUCCCUCGCGUGAGAUGGACGAUUAUGCUGUAUCUACCGUGCCAUAUCUCGGCUCUGGGGCUCCCACUUCGCCCGUCAAGCCUGCCUUUACAAAGCCUGAAAAACAAGGCUGGCUGUUCGUAAAGACUGUUCCUCCCAAGCCCGCCCGACCAUCAUGGUUGCGACGCUGGUUCAUUGUCAAGAAUGGCAUUUUCGGUUGGCUGGUCCAAGGUAGCAUUUCGGGUGGUGUCGAGGAAAGUGAAAAGAUUGGUGUUUUACUCUGCAGCGUCCGUCCGGCCGUUCAAGAAGAACGCAGAUUCUGCUUCGAGAUCAAAACUAAAGACACGAGUAUCAUUUUACAGGCAGAGACCCAAGGCGAACUUCUGGAAUGGAUCAAUGCUUUCGAAAGUGCGAAGCGCAGAGCUCUCGAAGAACCUCGAGGAAACUCUUCCGCACCGGCCCCUGGAUCUGAUCCAGCCUUUGCCAUCAGCCCACCGGUCGAUCCAUCCUUUGCUGCGAAAUUGACUGAUAGCCUGGCUCACUCGACGGACGAAUUUGGUGCAUCCUUGUCCCCACCCGAAUUCGCUUUGGCUACCAGGAGUAGUUUCGAUGUCAACCCUUCCAGAAGAUCGACCAUGUUGGACGCUGAAGGUGGGCGUGAUACGGCCAACAGAAUCAUACAAAAGCUCGAUCUGCACAGGAGGGCUACGGCGCUAUCUUCGGCAAACCAGCCUGCCCCGGCUGGCGGUAUCGCUAGUUUGCUCUCAGCCAGUCACAGUAUCCUCCCGAUUGGCCCUGGCCCGGCUCCCAACGCUCCGAAGCCAGGAGAACAUCACCGAUCGUUCACCAUGCCUGCUACCAGUAGCUUUGCCCCUGUCACGCUUGCAAAUCCUCCGGCUCCCACAAAUCUCAGCCGAAGAGCCGUGGCAGUAAGUGGUCAACGUGCUUCGAGCGGGAAAUCUGAUACAUCAGCUAUGCCUAGCAGUUUGAUGGCGAACCUUUGGGGCUCCUCUAAUUGGGUAAGUAUCAAUCGACUUGGUCGCGAUGAGCCCAAGCCUGUCCUCAUGUCGAGACCUGCUGCGAAACCACUUGGCCACCGUAUUACCCAUCGCAAAACAAUCAGCGCAGGCGAUGCUCUGGACUCGCCUUCACAAAGCCGACUACCGAUCGCCCCCACCGAAGACAUUCAAACCGAAUACCCAGUCUCACUGAAGACAGAUGAUGUGCUUGUGCUCAAGGAACAUGAUGCAGAGUUCCAUGUCCUGUUCUCCUCCGUUCCACGCUCCGAAAAGAUCGUUCUUGUUUUCACUGCCAUGUGGAAUCCUAACGAGCAGCAAGAAUUCCCGGGUCGCAUCUACGUGACGACCGAAAAGAUAUACUUCUACAGUAAUCACUUUGGCAUGGUUCUUGUCGCGGAGAUCAGCCUGUCGUCAAUCACCGAGGUCACCGCUGCUCCAGGUCGAGAAAGCGAAUGUGACUAUCUGUUCCUGCAUCUCAAAGAGAGUAAGACGGCUUUCAGGCGCAUCACUGUCAAAACCUUCUUGGAUGCUCUGAGACCACUUCAACGCAGGCUUGAUUACCUUGUGCAGUCUGCAAACUCUGAAAUCCCCACAUCUCUAGAAGAGGUCUUUGCAUCAUUCUCGAGGAUAGCAACAGCAGAUUCUCAGGAUCAAUCACAGGAUUGGGACGAGGACGUACAUUCUCCUACAGAGAGUGAUGCCAGAGUCACUAGACGCCGUUCGAGAGAUCUCAGGGCAAACUUGCGCAUAGAUGGCACACUCUACGGAGAGUCAGUCGCACGAACAGGCAGAGAAGUAACCAAGUUCAAGUUGCCUUCCCAGCCUGUGUUAUACAGACCAAAGGACAUGGGAGACGCGGUUCUUGCACAAGACUUUGGCAUCAGUGCCAAGGCGCUCUUCCACGUCAUGUUCGGUGACAGGAGUGCAGUUUUCCAAAUGCUGUACAACAACCGACCGAUUGACAGUAUUCUAUUAACUCCAUGGACACGACCAAAAGAUGGACAACUCUCGAGACAAUUGAUCUGCACCAUUGGCCAUGAGCAAGAGACCGAUAGGCAGACAUUGGAUGUGUGCAACGAUCACCUCUGCUAUGUCGUGACUCAGACACAAUCACCAUGGCAACUACCAAUGUCCAAAAACUUCCUCUUGCUUAGCAAGUUCGUCAUCACUCACUCGGCAAAGUCCAAAUGCAAGCUUGCCAUUUUCAACAAAGUGGUGUGGAAUGGAGAAGCUCAGCCUGACCAGAGGCUUUCACUAUCGCAGCGCCUGGUACAGAAGCAAGCUCUACGUGACUAUCAAGAUGACGCUGUUGAUCUAGCUGCUGUCAUCACAGAUCAAGUGUCCAAGCUCGGUGCACACAGUACUAACAAAGCUGCACAAAUCUUUGGCUCCGUCGGUCAGAGUACACAGACGAGUCAGGUUUCGACAUCAGAUUUGCCGACCACUUCGAUCGUUCGCAGAAGACGAACAGUCAGAAUUCGUACUCUUGCUAACCUUUAUGCUGAUGAAGUGCUCGCUCAAGCAUUCCGUCUGUUGACCAUGUUGAUAGAUCUGCUCAUUGCGAUCGCAAAGUCUAUUGCAGGUGUUGUUACCGCGCACAAGAUUCUCGUCCUGAUUCUCGCCUGCAGCACUGCCUACAAUACCUGGUAUGGAUAUCGAGAUGGGCUUGCGUGGUACGACGAACGAAGGGCAGGGAAAUUCAUGGCCAGGCUAGGUAUCAAACCAGACCCUACCAUCACCAGAGCGGUCUACUUGAGUGACAUCGAAGAGCUCGUGGCUCCUACACUCAUGGACACCAUCGGUUUGAACUCUACAACAUUGGAUGACACUAAUCCAGCGUGGAACACGUGCCAUGGUACAUUCCGCGAUAUGCUCGCUUCGUCUGAACCCGAGUCCACAACAAAGGUCUCCAAAGGCUCGGGAAGACGCUCACAACAGAGAUUACAGCAUACGCGACACUCCCUUGCGAACUAUCGACAUGAUCUGAUGGUAGCGCUUCGUGUCAUCAACCGUGUUGAAGAGGAAGUUGUUCAUGCCGAGUGGCAAGAUUGGGUGAUUGAAGAGGAAAGGAAGUGUAAGAAGGUUGAGACCAUGCUGCGUGAACGCAACAAAGGCAGUCAAUCUACGCAAGCAGGAGCUAGCGACGAGAGCGAUGGACUAGGAGAUGGAUUCGCAGAGUAUUGCCGCAGCUGCAAGAGUGAAGCGAGCCAGAUUCUGUCGGGCAAGUGA
Messenger RNA from Aureobasidium namibiae CBS 147.97, 4077 nucleotides. RefSeq lists its product as uncharacterized. Gene Ontology annotation, cellular component: endoplasmic reticulum; plasma membrane; cytoplasm. Bases 1 to 4077 code for a protein of 1358 amino acids. Lineage: Eukaryota; Fungi; Ascomycota; Dothideomycetes; Dothideales; Saccotheciaceae. Gene Ontology annotation, molecular function: protein binding. The record is from RefSeq and is a predicted model, not a curated record. The transcript has 3 exons.